Asparagus officinalis (garden asparagus) is the source of this 1255-nucleotide messenger RNA. RefSeq names its product trans-resveratrol di-O-methyltransferase-like. Gene Ontology annotation, molecular function: S-adenosylmethionine-dependent methyltransferase activity; O-methyltransferase activity; protein dimerization activity. Bases 35 to 1108 code for a protein of 357 amino acids. Gene Ontology annotation, biological process: methylation. NCBI's taxonomy places the organism in Eukaryota, Viridiplantae, Streptophyta, Magnoliopsida, Asparagales, Asparagaceae. The transcript has 2 exons. The record is from RefSeq and is a predicted model, not a curated record.
CAAAACAUUCACGUAAGGUAUCAAAACGAGCACUAUGGCAUCUCUCCAUGUCGAUAGCCCGCAAGAGCUAUUCAGAGCCCAAUCCCAUAUAUGGAACCACACAUUUAGCUUCAUAAACUCUCUGUCACUGAAAUGUGCCGUAGAGCUCAACAUACCUGAUAUCAUUCACAAUCACGGCAACUCCAUCACUCUCUCCGAUCUAUCGGACUCUCUAUCCAUUCCUCGAUCGAAAACUCCUUGUCUCCGGCGCCUCAUGAGCCUCUUGGUUCAUUCCAAAUUCCUCUCCGAAGAGAAAAUUGGUGUCAACAAUGAAGAAUCAGUUUUUUCUCUCACUGUCGUUUCUCAAGUUUUUCUUACAAAAAAUAAAAGUAAUGCUUCUCCGUUUCUCCUCUUAAUGUUGGACCAAAUUUUCCUUCGUCCGUGGCAUUUUCUUAGCGAGUGGUUCAAAGGCGACGAGCCCACUACCGCCUUUGAAAUAGCACACGGGAUGCCUUUGUGGGAUGCUACUCGAAAAAUGAUAGUAUUUAAUGAGAUGUUGAACGAGGGGUUGUCGAGUGAUGCUAGUUUCACUGCGGAGAUCAUUGUGAGGGAUUGUGGUGAGGUUUUCCAAGGGUUGAGGUCUUUGGUUGAUGUCGGAGGGGGCCCGGGCAAAUUGGCAUGUGCAGUUGCGAGGGAGUUUGGGUUGAAGUGCAAGGUGCUCGAGCUGCCUCAUGUGGUUGCGGGGUUGGAGGAGAGCGAGGAGGUGAAGUUUGUCGGAGGCGAUAUGUUUGAUUAUGUGCCAAAGGCAGAUGCAGCAUUGCUCAAGUGGGUUUUACAUGAUUGGAGUGAUGAAGAAUGUGUGAAAAUACUCAAAAAUUGCAAGGAGGCUAUUCCUUUGAAGGAAAAUGGUGGUAAAGUGAUUAUAAUAGAAAUGGUUAUGGACUCGAGCAUUGUUGGUCAUGAAUUAGCUCAGACACAAUUUUUCUUUGAUGUUCAUAUGAUGGUUCAUACUCCUGGCAAGCAAAGAUCUGAACAAGUAUGGAAGAAAAUUUUCAUUGAUGCAGGUUUUAGAGGCUACAAGAUUUUACCUAUUUUGGGUUUAAGAUCAGUUAUUGAGGUUUAUCCUUGAUAUUUAUAGUACUUCAUUAUUGUUUGAGUGCAAAAAGAUAUUUCGUUUUACAUUUUGCUUAUCUGAUAGUACAUGUAUUAAUGGGGUCAUUUGUACGUGUGUCCGAUUGUUUACGUUUAAUGCAUGUUCUAGUGUGUAUUUUCAUCC